CAGUAACUCACUGCACACACUAGCAAAGAGAGAGGAUGAGAAGCUUCUGUUCAUGCUACGAUGAUGUCAGAAGUGAAACCUGUCUUUGAGGAGAACACUGCACUAGGAUUCCUGUAUAGGCUGAUGAAUGGAGCGUUUCAGGACUCCAAAGAUUCCGUUCUCUCCAAGGCUAAUGAUUGUAAGGACAACUUCAGCAUAACUCCGCCCCAUCACGCAAAAGACAAACCGCCCCUGCCGACUCUUAGAAAGGUUUCAGUGAUACUGGAGGACUGCAGGAAAUUACUGGGAGACCGUUUCAGACAAUGUGAAAGAGAGGAGAAUGGAUUUGAAGCUUCAAUUCCUCUUGGACGGAGCCCUAGUCACAAACAGCCGAAGAACAGAAAGAGCUCCUCUACAUCAGCGAAGCCUAAACAACAACAAACAUUUUUCACAAUUAAGAUGCACCACUGUAAACAGUGUGGGAAGAGUUUUAGUAAUUAUAAAGAUCUAAGGAAUCAUCAGAAAGUGCACAAAGGGAAGUCCUACCACUGCUCUGACUGUGGAAAGUACUUUUCUAUCUUAAAUGCUUUGAGAGUACAUCGGACAGUUCAUACGGGAGAGAAACCUUACUCGUGCUCUGAAUGUGGGAAGAAUUUUAAGCACAUGGGAAGCCUACGAGAACAUCAGCUAAGACACAUUGGAGAAAAACCCUUUAGCUGCCCUGACUGUGGAAAGAACUUUAUAACACAACGUUAUCUGAAUAAACAUCGGCGAACUCAUACCGCUGAGAAGCGAUACCCCUGUCCUGACUGUGGGAGAGGCUUCACUACGGCAGGACUUAUGAAAAGACACAGAAGAAUCCAUACUGGUGAGAAGCCAUACCAGUGCUCUGACUGUGGGCAAGGCUUUGCCAGAUCCGAGGCAUUGAAAUCUCACCAGCUUACUCAUAAUGGCGAAAAACCUUAUUCUUGCCCUGAUUGUGAGAUGAGUUUCAGCUCAUCAGCGGGCCUGAAGUAUCAUCAAAUGAAUCAUACUGGAGAGAAGCCCUACCACUGUGCAGCAUGUAAUAAGAGAUUCAAGUCAGCUUCAAGCUUAAAGUCUCAUCAGAGGACGCACACUGGAGAGAAACCUUACCAGUGUCGUGACUGUGGGGCAACAUUCUCCAGUCUCAGUAAUUUAAAAAAACACCAGCGCAUUCAUUCUGGAGAGAAGCCAUACUCUUGCCCUGACUGUGGAAAAAUAUUUUCUGCAGCAUCCACUGUAAAAGCACACCAGAGGUCACAUACUGGUGAAAGACCUUUUCCAUGCUCUCAUUGUGGGAAGGGCUUUACCAUAAAGGCACAUCUUGUGGUACACAUGCGCAUACACACUGGAGAGAGGCCAUACCACUGCACUGUCUGUGAUGCAACCUUCUCCUCUUCAGGUCCCUUGGUGAGACACAUGAGAAUACACACUGGGGAGAAACCUUAUAACUGCAUUCAUUGUGACAAGAGCUUCAAAACCUUGCAUGAAAUUACUGCUCAUACAAGGGUACAUACAGGAGAGAGACCUUACCACUGCUCUAAGUGUGAGAAGAAGUUCAAGGGCCUGGGAGACUUGAGAAAGCAUGAGCACACGCAUACUGGAGAAAGAGUAGCAUGUGGUCAGUGUAAGAAGACCUUUGCCUCCAACGGAGGAUUAAGGUUACACAAAAUGUCACACACAGGAGAGAAGCCCCACCACUGCACUGUCUGCGGGAAGAGAUUUAUAUCAACGUUUCUUCUGAAAACACACCAUAGAGUGCACAGUGGAGAGAAGCCUUACAGUUGCUCUGACUGUGGGAAAAUGUUUUCCCAACUGGCUAACUUAUGGACCCACCAGCGCAUACAUACUAGGGAGAAACUGUAAUGCUGCUCUGAAUGUGGAAUGUUAUUUCAAAAUCUCGCUUGAAGGUGGACGUGGUUUUCCAUAGAGACGAUCAGCCUUUUUCCUGUGGCCGGUUUGGAAAACCAAACACACACCCAAUCCUAUUGGCGAAAAACGGUUCCAUUGCUCCAACUGUGGUAAAAAUGCCACCACAUCAGGCCUGAAGUCAUAAGUAUUUGCAUACUGGAGAGAAGUCUUGGUUGUGGAAAGGGUUUUGCAUUAUCACUUCAGUUGAAAAUGCAUUACAGGGUUCACAGUGGUGAGAACAUGUGUAAAGACUGUGGGAAGUGUUUUCCCCAGCCCUCUAAUUUGAAGUGUCAUCAGAUACAACACAUUGGAAUACAACCACACUGCUGCUCUGACUGUGGCAAAGCAUUCACCUUAAGCAACCUAGUGCAACAUUGGUGUGUGCAGACUGGAGAGAAGUCCUACCACUACCUUGAAUGUUGAAAUAUCUUUUCAGUAUUAAAAGAACACAAGCGUGUUCACUCUGGAGAAAAGCUUUACUGUUGCUCGGACUGCAAGAAGGACUUUGCACGGAUUUGUAACUUAAAAGAAACACCAGAAAACAUCACAAGCAACAUGCAGUAGUCAAAGCUAAAAAGUAGAUGUGACAGUAGGGCCAAGAGUUUCUCUUGAAUGGUAGCGCUUAAACAAUCAAUGUACACCUCUACAUAAGUGUGUUUUUAAAUUAAACGGUGGGAAUAAAUGUGGAUUGUACCAGUAUGGGGAAAACAUUUGAACCAAUUCAAUGUUAGUGGUUGAUGUAGAGUUAUUAUAGCUAAACAUUGUUACGCUUAAACUUUUAUGCUAUACAAAACUGAUUUGGCUUAACAGAUGUAUAAUUUUUUAUUAAUGACAGUUUAAUCGAACAAUCCAUGUGGUUAUAAUAUAAAAUAAACGUAGUACAUGAUUUCCUAUGCAUUUCAAUAGUAAUCUACUAUGAAUAAUUUGUGUGGUUUUAGUACCAAACAUUCACAAAAUUAUUAAAUGCUCUUUAACCCUGAAUGUAUUUUUCUUCACUUUUGUCCCUCUGGUCUUGACAGUAUCCCUAAAAGCUUAUUUGUGUGUGAUACAUUUCAUUUAGUGAGCUUUGAUUACAUUAUUGUAACAAGUGCUUUUUCCUUUGCAAGAAAUUCCAUGUUGCGGGCAGAGGGGGUGCAGAAACUUGCACAUUAAUUUGAAUUUCAACCAAUGUCGGAUGAAGUGCAAUUUCUAAGUCGUCUUCACAAAAGCAGUCUUAACUAGUGUAUGGGGGUGUUAAAGCUGGAACCCUUAAAGGCCCCAUUCAGUCUUUGUAAUUGUAUUUUUAAAUCACCACUGUAUGUUGAAUAUAGAUCAGUGUUAAUUUAAUGAAAACUCAAUGUUUAAUAUAUUUCACAGAGCCUCCUUUGCUGUUUGAAAUGCUCAGUCUGAUCUUGUGGGUGUUAGGAUAUUAAUGUGAAGAUAUUUAUAUACAUAGCCCUGAUUGGCUGAUAGGAUGGUCUAGAGCCUUUACCCAGAUGAACAGUCAUUGGUCUAUUAUAAUCAGAUCGCAUGGUGACAUGUGGGCCAAAAGGUCCAUCCUACCUGAACAGGCUGAAAUUCCAGACAAUUUCUUCAAAGGACUCUUGUACAAAAAGGGCAUUAUCAUAAUCUCAGUGUUAUAUCGACCUCACAGUGGUGAAAAAAGUACCCAAUAGACAUACUUGAGUAAAAGUAAAGAUACUUUAAAAGAAAAUGACUCAAGUAAAAAUGAAAGUCGCCCAGUACAAUACUACUUCAGUAAAAGUCUAAAAGUAUUUGGUUGUAAAUGUAAUUGCAAAAAACUACUUUAACAAAAUUAAGUAUACAUUUCUAAUUCCUUUAAUUAAGCAAACCAGUGCCUCCCGGGUGGCGCAGUGGUCUAGGGCACUGCGCCACCAGAGUCUCUGGGUUCGCGCCCAGGCUCUGUCGCAGCCGGCCGCGACCAGGAGGUCCGUGGGGCGACGCACAAUUGGCAUAGCGUCGUCCGGGGUAGGGAGGGUUUGGCCGGUAGGGAUAUCCUUGUCUCAUCGCGCUCCAGCGACUCCUGUGGCGGGCCGGGCGCAGUGCGCGCCAACCAAGGGGGCCAGGUACACGGUGUUUCCUCCGACACAUUGGUGCGGCUGGCUUCCGGGUUGGAGGCGCGCUGUGUUAAGAAGCAGUACGGCUGGUUGGGUUGUGCUUCGGAGGACGCAUGGCUUUCGACCUUCGUCUCUCCCGAGCCCGUACGGGAGUUGUAGCGAAGAGACAAGGUAGUAAUUACUAGCGAUUGGAUACCACGAAAAUGGGAUAAAACAAUAAAAUAAAAAAUAAAUUAAGCAAACCAGACGGCAUGAUAUUAGAGAUUGCAUUUUUUUUUUACAGAUAGCCAGGAGCACACUUCAACACUCAGACAUCCUUUACAAACGAAGCAUUUGUGAUUAGUGAGUCUGCCAGGUCAGAGGCAGUAGGGAUGACCGGGAUGUUCUCUUGAUAAGUACGUGAAUUAGACAAUUUUCUUGUCCUGCUAAGAAUUCAAAAUGUAAUUAGUAUUUUUGGGUGUCAGGGAACAUGUAAAAAGUACAUAAUUUUCUUUAGGAAUGUAGUGGAGUAAAAGUAAACGUUGUCAAAUAUAAAUAGUCAAGUACAGAUACCCCCAAAACGACUUAAGAGGUACUUUAGAGUAUUUUUACUUAAGUACUUUACAUCACUGUGUGGAAAUGUCAUUAAUUAAAAUGGGGAAAUCACGUUAACAGAACUGCAGAUUUACUGCAUCAACUGCAUCAGUUUCACCCCCCCCUCCCCCCCCAACCUACCCCCGGGGACGACAUUCCACGGGCGAUAGAACAGCAGAUCAUUUCAGCAAUAAGACCACAGCUAAGGGAUGAUCUUAUGCACGACUCAACGCAGAGUGCCUGGAUACAGUCCUUAGCUGUGGUAUAUUGGCCAUAUACCACAAACCCCAGAGGUGCUGUAUUGCUAUUAGAAACUGGUUAUCAACAACAUUAAUGUAAUUUUCUGUCAUGCCAGUGGUAUGUUUUAAGCAAUAAGGACCCAGGAGGUGUGGUAUAUUGGCCAUAUACCACAAACUCCCAAGGUGCCUUAUUGCUAUUAGAAACUGGAUACCAACGUAAUUAGAGCAGUAAAAACACAUACAGUUGAAGGGGGAAGUUUACAUACACCUUAGCCAAAUACAUUUAAACUCAGUUUUUCACAAUUCCUGACAUUUAAUCCUAAUAAAAAUGGGUCAGAAGUUUACAUACACUGAAUUAGUAUUUGGUAGCAUUGCCUUUAAAUUGUUUAACUAGGGUCAAACGUUUCAGGUAGCCUUCCACAAACGUCCCCCAAUAAGUUGGGUGAAUUUGGCCCAUUCCUCCUGGCAUAGCUGGUGUAACUGAGUCACGUUUUUAGGCCUCCUUGCUCGCACACACUUUUUCAGUUCUGCCCACAAAUGUUCUAUGGGAUUGAGGUCAGGGCUUUGUGAUGGCCACUCCAAUACCUUGACUUUGUUGUCCUUAAGCCAUUUUGCCACAACUGUGGAAGUAUGCUUGUCCCUUUUUCAGGACCUUGUCUUUCAAAGAUAAUUUGUAAAUUUCCAAAUAACUUAACAGAUCUUCAUUGUAAAAGGUUUAAACACUGUUUCCCAUGCUUGUUCAAUGAACCAUAAACAAUUAAUGAACAUGCACCUGUGGAACGGUCGUUAAGACACUAACAGCUUACAGACCGUAGGCAAUUAAGGUCACAGUUAUGAAAACUGACUCUGAACAACACCAAAAGAAAGAUGCCCAGGGUCCCUGCUCAUCUGCGUGAACGUGCCUUAGGCAUGCAGAUGUGGCUAGGGCAAUAUAUUGCUAUGUCCGUACACCUAAGACAGUGCUACAGGGAGAACGGCUGACGGUCCUCGCAGUGGCAGACUGCGUGUAACAACACCUGCACAGGAUCGGUACAUCCGAACAUCACAACUGCGGGACAGGUACAGGAUGGCAACAACAACUGCCUAAGUUACACCAGGAACACACAAUCCCUCCAUCAGUGCUCAGACUGUCCACAAUAGGCUGAGAGAGGCUGGACUGAGGGCUUGUAGGCCUGUUGUAAGGCAGGUCCUCACCAGACAUCACCGGCAACAACGUUGCCUAUGGGCACAAACCCACCGUCGCUGGAACAGUCAGGACUGGCAGAAAGUGCUCUUCACUGACGAGUCGCGGUUUUGUCUCACAAGGGGUGAUGGUCGGAUUCGCGUUUAUCAUCGAAGGAAUGAGCGUUACACCGAGGCCUGUACUCUGGAGCGGGAUCGAGGUGGAGGGUCCGUCAUGGUCUGGUGUCACAGCAGCAUCAUCGCACUGAGCUUGUUGUCAUUGCAGGCAACCUCAACGCUGAGCGUUACAGGGAAGACAUCCUCCUCCCUCGUGGUAUCCUUCCUGCAGGCUCAUCCUGACAUGACCCUCCAGCAUGACAAUGCCACCAGCCAUACUUUUCGUUCUGUGCGUGAUUUCCUGCAAGACAGGAAUGUCAGUGUUCUGCCAUGGCCAGCGAAGAGCCCGGAUCUCAAUCCCAUUGAGCAAGUCUGGGACCUGUUGGUUCGGAGGGUGAGGGCUAGGGCCAUUCCCCCCAGAAAUGUCCGGGAACUUGCAGGUGCCUUGGUGGAAGAGUGGGGUAACAUCUCACAGCAAGAACUGGCAAAUCUGGUGCAGUCCAUGAGGAGGAGAGGGGCUGCAGUACCUAAUGCAGCUGGUGGCCACACCAGAUACUGACUGUUACUUUUGAUUUUGACCCCCCCUUUGUUCAGGGACACAUUAUUCCUACCGCAAGCUCUGAACCUUUACACCGGAUCAUCGCAGCUAGCAAGCUGCUAUCCGAGUGGCUACUCCUGGCUAACGUCUCUGUCCCAAAGCAAGCACAAGCUAGCCUCAAGCUAGGCACAUCUCCCGGCUAGCCAAAGAGGUCCAGCAGCCAAUUCUUGGGCUACAAUACCUCUUUGCCAAUUGGCGACAUCGCCGGAUGCCCAUCUGCUAGCCCCGGCCCGCUAGCUGUCUGAAUCGCCGUGUCUCCAGUUCGCCUAGCAUAGUAGCGACUACAGCUCCCUGACUCAUCUAGUGCUGCUCAUUGGACCCUAUGAUCACUUGGCUACACAUGCCUCUCCCUAAAGUCAAUGUGCCUUGUCUACUGCUGUUUUGGUUAGUGAUUAUUAUCUUAUUUCACUGUAGAGCCCCCAGCCCUGCCCAACAUGCCUUAGCCCUUUUGUUCCACCUCCCACACAUGCGCUGACCUCACCUGGCUUAACUAGUGUCUCUAGAGACAAAACCUCAUCGUCACUCAAUGCCUAGGUUUACCUCCACUGUACUCACAUCCUACCAUACCCUUGUCUGUACAUUAUGCCUUGAAUCUAUUCUUCCGCGCCCAGAAAUCUGCUCCUUUUACUUUCUGUUCCGAACGCACUAGACGACCAGUUCUUAUAGCCUUUAGCCAUACCCUUAUCCUACUCCUCCUCUGUUCCUCUGGUGAUGUAGAGGUUAAUCCAGGCCCUGCAGCGCCUAGCUCCACUCCCAUUCUCCAGGCGCUCUCAUUUGUUGACUUCUGUAACCGUAAAAGCCCUGGUUUCAUGCAUGUUAACAUUAGAAGCCUCCUCCCUAAGUUUGUUUUAUUCACGGCUUUAGCACACUCCGCCAACCCUGAUGUCCUAGCAGUGUCUGAAUCAUGGCUUAGGAAGGCCACCAAAAAUCCUGACAUUUCCUUUCCUAACUACAACAUCUUCCGACAAGAUAGAACUGCCAAAGGGGGUGGAGUUGCAAUCUACUGCAGAGAUUGUCUGCUGAGUUCUGUCAUACUAUCCAGGUCUGUACCCAAACAGUUCGAGCUUCUACUUUCAAAAGUCCACCUUUCCAGAAACAAGUCUCUCACCGUUGCCGCUUGUUAUAGAUCCCCUUCAGCCCCCAGCUGUGCCCUGGACACCAUAUGUGAAUUGAUUGUCCCCCAUCAAUCUUCAGAGUUCGUACAGUUAGGUGACCUAAACUGGGAUAUGCUUAACACCUCGGCCGCCCUACAAUCUAAGCUAGAUGCCCUCCUACCGGGUACAACCCUAAAUCUGUAACCAUAGGCACUCUCU
Messenger RNA from Salvelinus fontinalis (brook trout), 7969 nucleotides. Its product is annotated as zinc finger protein 883-like. The transcript is spliced from 4 exons. The coding region runs from base 61 to 1866 and encodes 601 amino acids. NCBI's taxonomy places the organism in Eukaryota, Metazoa, Chordata, Actinopteri, Salmoniformes, Salmonidae. Gene Ontology annotation, molecular function: DNA-binding transcription repressor activity, RNA polymerase II-specific. The record is from RefSeq and is a predicted model, not a curated record. Gene Ontology annotation, biological process: negative regulation of transcription by RNA polymerase II.